AGGAAAUAUCAGGUACUGUACAUGGGGCAGGAAAUCAUUAACAUGCGCGAUACGGCACCACAUUGUUCUGCAACGACUGCAUUUUUUUUCCUUUUCUCCGCGUCCGACGGUUAAUACCUAAAUACUGUAACGUCGUAGCCCGUAGCUCCUAACCGUCGCUGGGUCUAAAACCAAAGUGGUCCCCCCAACAGCAUGGAAGACAAAAAAUGUUCAACGUCAAAUGUAGAGAGGCAUCUUUAACGGCUGGUUGGACGUAAACAACAGCAAACCCCUCUCCCUCCACUGGCGAAAGAGAGUGAGUGAAGCCACAUGCCAUCUUGUCCUACAAACCUUCCCUUCCUAGCCCUAAAAUAGGUUUGUAAAGGACGUAGCCGUCGGCGGUUAACUACAGGAUGUAGUUACCAGCGCAGUGCGAGAAGAGCUUCGGGUCUUUACGUGACUCCGAUAAGACACGAAGUGUGAACUCGUCCCAGUACUGUACCGUAACUGUACGGAGGCUCCACCAUUGGCUCUAACCGACCAUCGGGCCGGGGAGAAGGAGGCGGGGGCGAGCGGCUGAAUGACGGCCGUAGUUGUAUGGGCACUUAAGAGCCGCGACAGCCUCCGGGACCCGCACGGGCCUGCCUAUUUCACGUCUACGCCGUGCAAAGCCGUCAGAUGAGAGAGAAAGAGCGCCCUGUCAUUUCCUUUGCCACCGCGGGAUGUUGCGGACCGCGCGCGGACUGCGUGACGGGACGGCACGGCGUCGAGGCUGAGCGGACGUUUUCACAGGUUGAUUUGGCACCGAGCGGGGACGCCAGCAAAAGUGAAUACACGGUGCUCGUCUCUAUAGGCUGUUCCGAGAACCAGAGGCUCGCAUUAAAAGGAGAAAUAGGCGGCGCCUGCUGAUUCCUGGAAAAAGACAGACCUCCGACCAGAAUGACACAUUCGGCGUCUGCAGGAUGGAGUUUAUUCGAUGAAGUUGACUCUCAGACCUGGGCUACAGGCAGCGUGUAGGAGGCUCGUCCGUCGGCAGAGGACCGUCUGUCUUGCACAUUGUGACAGAUAGCCAAUCAAAUCUGUUAUUCAAAUCGGUGCUGUCACUGACCUAUAUCCCAUGCAUGUGCGCCGAGAGCCCACAGUAACCUCACCACCGGACCAGACAGCAUGGGGAUCAACGGGGUAGACAGUCAAGCGCAGCCGUCCACCGGAGUGUGCCGGACGGAGGAGCCGGCCGCAGAUCCCCAGAUGGAGCAGAAAGAUGCUCCUCGAGAAGCAGACGGGAGCAAGGCUGACCGGGCUGCGGGCAGCGAGUGCAAAAUCGUGCCGGAGGACAGCACCAUGCAGCUGAUCGAGGCCGGGUGCAAGCCGCCCCUCUCCCCGGCUUCUGAUUCCGAGGCGGGGGUCCAGGUGGAGGGGCACGGCCACGGCGCCGCAUUCGUCCCGCCCGAAGGCGGUUUCGGCUGGCUGGUGGUUCUCGCUGCAACCUGGUGCAAUGGGUCGAUCUUUGGGAUUCAAAACUCUUUCGGCAUCCUGCAUAUGAUGCUGGUGAAGGAGCACGCAAAUCCCGACGACCAGACGUCUCAGUUCAAAGUGGCCUGGGUCGGGGCCCUGGCCAUGGGCAUGAUCUUCUUUUGUUCACCCGUGGUCAGCAUGUUCACCGACCACUUUGGCUGUAGGAAAACAGCUGUCAGCGGGGCAGCGCUGGCUUUUAUAGGGUUGCUCAGCACGUCCUUUGCAAACUCCCUGAGCCUUCGUUAUUUCACAUAUGGCAUACUAUUCGGUUGUGGCUCCUCCUUCGCCUUCCAGCCCUCCUUGGUCAUCCUCGGCCACUACUUCCGCCAGCGCCUGGGCCUGGCCAACGGCAUGGUGACGGCCGGUGCCAGCCUCUUCUCCAUGGGCCUCCCGGUUUUCCUCAAGAAGGUGGUGGAACCUCUGGGCCUCAGUAGGACCUUCCAGAUCCUCAGCCUCUUCAUGCUGGUUCAGGCCCUGUUGGCACUGACAUUCAGACCUUUACUGCCUGCUGGAGGAGGCAUGGGACCACCCGGCAUGGGUCCUGGAUCAGCUGAACCCCAAACCCAGUCGGGGUCUACCGCUCAGGGCUGGAGCAGGUGGAGUAGGGUUCUGGCUGGGCUCAAGAAAUACUUCAACCUGCGUGUGUUUCACAUCGUGACAUACCGGGUGUGGGCAUUUGGAGUAGCUACAGCUGUAUUGGGCUACUUUGUGCCAUAUGUCCAUCUGAUCAACUUUGUGAAGAAGCAGUUCAAGGGGACCCAGAAGGAUUGGGUGCUCCUGGUGUGCAUAGGAGCUUCAUCCGGGGUGGGACGCCUUGCUUUCGGCAAGAUUGGAGACCUCAUUCCUGGUCUUCAAAAGAUCUACAUGCAGGUGGUGUCCUUCAUGGCUCUGGGCCUGAUGUCCAUGAUGAUUCCCCAGUGCUCAGUGUUCGAGGGGUUGGUGGUUGUGUGUGUGUUCCUGGGGCUGUGUGAUGGCUGCUUCCUCACCAUGAUGGCUCCCAUUGCAUUCGAGCUGGUUGGGCCCAUGCAGGCCUCGCAGGCCAUAGGCUACCUUUUAGGCCUCAUGGCUCUGCCCAUGACAGCAGGUCCACCCAUCGCUGGUCUCCUACAUGAUUACUUUGGAAACUACACGGUGGCCUUCUCCCUGGCUGGGGUGCCUCCUGUGGUGGGGGGCGUGGUGCUGUUCUUUGUGCCCCUGAUACAUGCCAGGCUCCAGCGAGGUCAGGCAGCGGCGUCACCAGAGGAGACAUCCACGACCGCCCACAUGUUGCCCACUGCGCCACUACCGGAGGAGCCCAAGAGCUGCCACAAUGGAGACAUCCUGCCUGGUUACACCGACGUGGAGACACACAUCUGAGUUGCACCGUACAAAGGGAUUCAGCCCACCAGCACCUUUUCUCAUCCUUAAAUUGCCCUCCUACCAACCAGAGCACUCAACCGUGGACUUCCUGUUGGCUGACCUUUAACCCCUCUGGGCCUUCAUUGGAUGUUUGUUAUUUUCAUGUGGCGAAAGGUCGAAAAGGGCACUCUGGCUACAAGCCGCAGAGAGGACAAAAAGCAGGCACAUCAGGGUAGGAUGAUGGAAACGUUUAAGGGGGAUAAGCACAACACAGUCUCAACUAGGAUUGUUUCAUCAGUGGGGACUCUGUAGUAACACAUGCCUCCAAGAGGAAAGAAAUGAAAAGAUUUUAACUGACAGUGAUAGUUUAUGAUUUCACAGAAUUUAUGACUAUAAAUAUGUAUAUUUAUAGUCAUAAAUAUAAAGAAUAGUCACAUUUAUGACUAAAAAUGACUAUGCUUUGUUUUUAGAUUCCUAAUAAACACGUUGUUAAGAUAAAGAGGCAUAUGAAAAAAUAACUAGUGAAGGGAUAAAUUCACAAUUUCUUUAUGUAGUACCUCGCGCAUCUAAUUUUUUCCAACACAAAGCAGGCUUGCUUUAUUCUGUUCUAUUGUUUUCUGCUGUGACCACUACAACAGAAACGUAUUGUAUGUAUCUGCUGUAAAUGUCACAGGAGGAAAGAGACAGUUUUUCUAAGAGAUCCGCCACCAGACAAAAUCAACUCAACCGCACACUGUACCACACUGUACUCACAGCCAGGGUCUAAAACUUCAGCAAAAUUACUUCAGCUACUCCAACAGCCCACCUGCAUGGGAGAUUGUGUUUGUGGCUGCUGUUGAUUCCACUGAUUCAUAUGCCAUGAACACUAGAGUGUUCGACGUUUCCACAGUUAGUGAUUUUUACAGUGAAUUUGUAGCAUGUGGCAGGUUAACUUAUGCAGUCAAAGUUAAAAGAGGUGAGCUGUGAGAGCUGUGCAUCUCCUGCCUGAAUCACCCAAACUAAACACUACAGUUGAUACAAGAUCUUCUCCUGAGUCCGCCUUAACGUUCAGCUUUUGUUUUUUCAAAGAAACAAACUACGGUUUUUAUUGGCCUUUUAAGGUUUUAGCAGGGUGCUAGACAAAUCCUCAUAUACUGUGUUUUUUUAUGACUUUGAGAAAUAAUUGCAGUGCAGUCCUAAUGGGAGAUUGACAGCCGUUGGUAGCAUAGAUUUUUCUCAUAUUAACAAAAGGCAUUUUUGUCUCUCUUCUUUUUAAAGUUUUCCUCUGUGUGAAUGUGUGUGUGUGUGUGCGUGUGUGUGUGUGUGUGUGCGCGCGCGGCACCGUUACAUCUGCAUUUUGAUAGUAGAGGCAGUUAUGUAAUAUGAAACUACUAUGAUGUUACAAUCUGUUGAUAAGAGGGGACUACUAAGAUUAAAACUGCCAAGAGGCCAAAGCCCUCAUCAGGCCAUCUCACAGAUAAACCAGUCGGUUUGCUGCUUUAGUUUAGUCUCGUCAUGAGGGCCUCACUCACUGUGUCAGCAGUAAUGAGACAAAACGUCACAGCCUCAUUGAGAUAUUCCCUCAGGAGGAAAGUUUGAGUUACACUCUGUGUUUAUAUGCAUAACUGAAUAGCAGACGGGGGAACUGGGAAAAAGAAACACCCUGGUGUUAAGGUGGUAUUCCUUUCUAUCAAUUCCCCUCGUUGCUUUCACUGCCAUUAUUCAGUCGGCUUCUGUGUUACAACAUUUUAGGGCCUGAAAGCUACACAAACCUCACUGCUGAGUGUAGUUUUCUUGGGGGUAAUGCUAUAGGACAAACAGUUCUGAAUAGGAAACGUACACCUACUGUAUACCUCAGUAAUCAGUCAAUCCUCAGCAGUUUAGUUGAACACGGCGGCAUUCUUCAUUAACUGUAUAAUUUCACUGUUCUGUGUGGUGGUUUGUUGGUGCAGUCUGAAUCUCAAAACCACAAAAGCUGCCAAACACCUAUUUUCAAUCAACCGUGCUCCCCCCAAAACCUCAUUAGUGUCUGUUUAAGUACCACAAAACUGUAGAGAUGUCAUGCUUCCAUUCCCCAUGAUCUACCAGUUGGUGCAUAAUAGAUUUAUCCUUCCACCUUUUUUUGCCUUCAUACCCAUCUGCUCUCCUGUUUUUGAUACUCAUCAUUCCCGCCCUCUGUUACCUCUUCCUAAAAAAGUUACUAGUUGUCAUUAUUGUAGCUUCUCCUUAUCAAAGCCUGUUUUUCAUGUCUGUGAUGGAAAAAUUCAGUUAUUUAAAUGUCUAAUAUUCUUAAAUAAAGUUAGAGGAGACACGUAACAAUAAGCAGUGGAGACACAUAGAAUGGUUAAAGAGUGUAAAGCAUGUUUGAAAGCGAAAACAUAGGCCUCUAAUUUGACUGAGGCAGCAUUAAAUUCUCUUGACAGCACCGCUUUUGAUGCUAUUUGCAGCUGCUGUUAAGACACACACACACACACACACACACACACACACACACACACACACACACACACACACACACACACAUACACCAAAAAAUGGUGGGGGUAAUUAAAAUUAUGGGCUGCACGAGCUGUCCUUGUACCACCUAUAUAAGCUAACCAGUAUCAUUGUCAUCACAAUUUAACUUGAUAAUAUUAUUUCAGAUUAGCCAAUUUGAGUUCACUUUUGAGUUUCAUCAUCCCUCAAAACAUAACAGAUCACAUUAACCUGAAGAGUACUCCUCCACAUUAAUAUGGUUACAAACGCCAAGCCCAAUUAAAUCGUCAAAGUAAAGAGACAUCUCUUUUUCACUUUCAUCUAAAGAUGAUGUUUUUACAGCAAAUUUCUGUCACUUCCUCGGUGAAAGUAUAGUGUUGGGCGUUAAUGACAAGUUGCACUAGUUUGCUGCUGCUAAACUAGAGGCCUAUGUCACAAAGUCUUGGAAUCUAGCAAAUGAAUGAGUGAAUGAAAAGUCCACAGAGCAUUUUCCCUCUGGCAGCCAUAUUGGAGGACCUCAGCCUUUUGGUUUAACAGCAGCCGCAAAAGGCUGAUGGUGUUUCUCUGCACGAAACGUAUCGGUCUCAACAAAGUUUACUACAAUUGUUUCAUUUUUGUGCUUUUUUUUUUUU
Xiphias gladius (swordfish) is the source of this 5918-nucleotide messenger RNA. It is a transcript of the gene slc16a2, whose product is annotated as solute carrier family 16 member 2. Gene Ontology annotation, molecular function: monocarboxylic acid transmembrane transporter activity; thyroid hormone transmembrane transporter activity. Gene Ontology annotation, biological process: transmembrane transport. The record is from RefSeq and is a predicted model, not a curated record. The transcript is spliced from 7 exons. The coding region runs from base 1147 to 2850 and encodes 567 amino acids. NCBI's taxonomy places the organism in Eukaryota, Metazoa, Chordata, Actinopteri, Istiophoriformes, Xiphiidae.